Messenger RNA from Cajanus cajan (pigeon pea), 2479 nucleotides. RefSeq names its product small ribosomal subunit protein mS81 (rPPR8)-like. Lineage: Eukaryota; Viridiplantae; Streptophyta; Magnoliopsida; Fabales; Fabaceae. Gene Ontology annotation, molecular function: protein binding. Gene Ontology annotation, biological process: RNA splicing. The record is from RefSeq and is a predicted model, not a curated record.
CAAAAAAUAGCAUCCCCUAAAACCCUAGUCUCUGUUUCUCUCUCUUUCUCUUUCUUUCUUCAUCACACUCAAACUCGCGAUUCAUUUCGUUCCAAACCCAAUCCCUCGAUUCGUUCUUUUGCAGCAAUGAGACACCAAUGGCGUCUUCUUCACCAUUUCAUUCGUUCUCGCCACCGCAUUCUCAACCACUCUCAGGUACGCACCUCUCACUCUUCCAUCCCCCAUCGUUUCACUGCCAAUUCCACGUUCCCGUUAAACCCUAGUUUCCGUCGUUUCUCCUCCGAACCCGUCCUCGCACACGCCGACACCGACCACAUCCUCGUCGCCGACAUUUUCUCUAAACCUACGAAUUCCGACGAGUUGAAAACCCUCCUCGAUUCGAAUCGCGUUUCGAUCACCCACGACGCUGUCCUCGCGGUUCUGUGGAAGCUCGAAUCCGACGUGGACGCCGCGCGGAGGUUCUUCCGGUGGGUUUCGGAGAACCACCCCGAGAGGCUGAGCUCCAAGUGCUACAACUCGAUGCUCCGAGUUUUGGGGACGAAUGGUGUCGUUCACGAGUUUUGGGAUAUGGUCAAUGUCAUGAAGAAAAAGGGUUAUGGGAUUUCCAAGGGUGUGAAGGAGACGGUGUUGGAGUGUUUCGAAAAGGGUGGGAUGAAUGCUGAUGUGGCGAAAUUGAAGGGUUUGUUUGAUAACGUGGAUGAGAAGAAUUGUGCUGUAGUGUGUAGGAUUGUGAGGCACAAUGUGUGGGGUGAUGAUGUUGAGAGGCAGAUUAGGGAUUUGAAUGUUAGGUUCUCCGGCGACGUGGUUAAGGCGGUUUUGGAGGGUUUGGCUUUGGAGCCGGCGAAGGCGUUGAUAUUUUUCCGGUGGUUGGAGGAGAGUGGGAUGUUUAAGCAUGAUGGGGGAACUUAUAACGCGAUGGCGAGGGUGUUGGGGAGGGAGGAUUCGAUUGAUCGGUUUUGGAAGCUUGUUGGUGACAUGAGGAAUGCCGGGUUAGAAAUGGAGGUUGAGACCUUUGUCAAGGUUUUGGGGCGGUUUUGUAAGAGGAGGAUGGUUAAGGAUGCUGUGGAGCUGUACGAGUUUGCUAUGGCUGGCGUGAAUAAGCCUUCGGUUGAGUGCUGUGUCUUUCUGUUGAGAAAGGUUGCUGCUGGGUAAGAGUUGGAUAUGGAUUUGUUUUCGAGGGUUCUGAAGGUUUUUACCGGAAGAGGGAAUGCGUUGACUGAUUCUAUGGCCGAUGCUGUCCUGAAGUCUUUGACCAGUGUUGGUAGGACUGGAGAGUUGAAUAAGGUUUUGAAAGAAAUGGAAGAUUGUGGAUUUGUAGCUGGUGGUAGAUUGCAGGGUAAAAUUGCCUUUAAACUUAGUGCUGGUGGUAACAAGGAACAAGCUCGCGAAUUCAUGGAAAGAAUUGAAGAGUCUGGGUCUAAUCUUGAUCACGAGACAUGGGAAUGUUUAAUUAAGGGGCACGGUGCAGCUGGGAACCUUGAUAAAGCUUUUGAUUCUUUUAAAGAGAUGGUUGAGAAAGAGGGGGUGGCUUCUGCAAGCCAUACUUUUCACGUGUUAAUGAAUUCAUAUUGCGAAAAGAAUAGGGCAGUAGAUGCCUGCAAGAUUCUUUGUCGACUGGUGAAUGAAAAACAGUUAAAGCCCUUGCAUUCUACUUACAAGCUGCUGGUAAAUCAGUUAUUAGCCCAGGGAGGAUUUGCAGAUGCCUUAAUUAUUUUGGGUUUAAUGAGAACCCAUGGAUUUCCACCUUUUAUUGAUCCAUUUAUUGAACACUUGUCGAAGUGUGGAAGUGGUGAUGAUGCUGUGUUGUUUCUCAAGGCAAUGACAUCAAAGAGGUUUCCAUCUACAUCCGUGUUUCUUCGAAUGUUUGAAGCCUUUUUCAAGCACGGAAGGCAUGAAGAAGCACAAAAUUGCCUCUCUAAAUGUCCACGCUUCAUCCGCAAUCAUGCUGAUGUCUUGAAUCUCUUUUGUUCCAUGAACUCUAAAGAAGCUGCUUCUUCUGGUAUGUUGGCUGCUUAAGUUUUCAGAAUAUAUCUCGUGUUGUACUCUCUUCAGAAGUAUCUGCAAUUGCUGUUGUUCGGAAAUUUUGGCGAGUGCUUAUUCUUUUUUCCUUGAUCUUAAUUAUUGGAAAAUAAGUUUAAUCUUGCUUUGAAUAAAGCCAAUCAACCAAAAUUUUUGACAUUCAAAGAUUUUUUUCCUAUGCAACUUGUGUUUCUCAUGUACCUCAAUUCUUUUCUCAUACAUCAUUAUUGAUCGAAGGACUCCAAACAAAUGCUUUGGUUGGUGCUUUGACAGUGGCAGACUUUGUAGUUCAACAUCCUGGUUUACACUGUCUUAAUGUACAUUUUAGAUUAAAGUGAUGCUAUAUAAGCAACAUGUUAACACCAAAAACUGACAAUUCUUUCUACAUUUGAUUUACUUUUGGUUGUGUUCACUUCAAUGUUAUCCGACAAUUGUUUUUUGCACAAAAAUCUUCAGUAUC